Messenger RNA from Blumeria graminis f. sp. triticale, 453 nucleotides. The record is from the annotation of a GenBank genome assembly. NCBI's taxonomy places the organism in Eukaryota, Fungi, Ascomycota, Leotiomycetes, Helotiales, Erysiphaceae.
AUGACGCUACUGAAAGUAUUGACGUUGGUGGCCCUCGCCAUUGUAAAUCUAGCCAGUGCCGAUCAGGGUCUCCAUAAGGGGGUGACAUGUUUCGGAAACGUCUAUUGGCCGCAACAUUUGAGAAAUACGAUUGAUUCUUAUCGCCGAAUACGUCUUAGUGAAACCCCUCAUAUCCGGCAGCUUAAAUAUACCCCCGGUUCAAACGAAGUGUGGUAUCUCCUGCCAUUAGGCACUGUUGUUAAUAGAAUGCAUAACCCUGCUGAUCCAACAAAUAAUCGCAUUGCCGUCGACUCUAACUUGAACUACAAAAUGGUACUUAUGGCGAAGCAAUAUGUGCCGACAACAGGGUAUUUACACAGAGCGCAUGUAGCACCUUGCGCGGUUAUAGAUGGAAAUAUUGAAAAUUUUCAAGAUGUCGGAUAUGAUGAAGCUGAUGAUGAAUAUGAUGAUUAA